Trichoplax adhaerens is the source of this 5046-nucleotide messenger RNA. RefSeq lists its product as uncharacterized. Gene Ontology annotation, biological process: signal transduction. Bases 1 to 5046 code for a protein of 1681 amino acids. The record is from RefSeq and is a predicted model, not a curated record. Gene Ontology annotation, molecular function: protein binding. The transcript is spliced from 8 exons. Lineage: Eukaryota; Metazoa; Placozoa; Uniplacotomia; Trichoplacea; Trichoplacidae. Gene Ontology annotation, cellular component: kinesin complex.
AUGACUAGUUUAUCUACUAAUUCAACUGUCCUCGACGAAAUCAAAUCCAUGAAUCAAAAUGGUGAGAAAUCUCGAGAUGAAGAAAACUAUGAACAAGCGCUAUCCUAUUUCAUAGAAGCUGUAACUAAAAUUCAAUGGAUAUCCAAGAGUAGUGAUAAUGAUUAUCAGCAACUUGAAUGUAGUAUUUAUCUCAACAUAACUUAUUGUUAUUUACAUCAACAUGAAUUGGUAAAAGCCGAUAAAUGGAACAGAAAAGCAGAGGAAUUAGCUAAGCAACUACAAGAUGAAGUGAAAAUUUCAACAUGUUUAAAUAAUCAGGGGCUUAUUAAACGGAUACAAGGCGAUUACAGUGGAGCUUUGAUUGAUAUUAAUAAAGCACUUAAAAUGAGACUAAAAUGCUUCGGAAAUGAACAUAGCAUUAUAAGUAAGUCCUAUCGUGCAAUUGGAGAUGUCUAUAAUGAUCAAAGAAAGCAUGAUGAGGCUCUAUCAAUGUUUAACAAAUCGUUAAAGAUGCAAUUAGUAAUAUUUGGUGACGAUCAUCUAAAUAUUGCUCAAACAUACGAUAGCAUUGCAAGAACCUAUAAUCUUCAAAGCAAGCACGAUGAGGCUUUAUCAAUGCUUAAUAAAUCUCUAAAGAUUCAACUAGUACAUCUUGGUGACAAUCAUCCAAGUCUUGCUCUAACAUACCGCAACUUUGGCGAUACUUACAGUCAUCAAGGCAAGUAUAAUAACGCUCUAUCAAUGUAUUACGCAUCGCUGAAGAUUAAAAUAGAACAACUUGGUGAAAAUCAUCCUGAUGUUGCUAAUAGGUAUAAUAGCAUUGGAGUUGUUUAUCUGCAUCAAGGCAAACAUAAUGAUGCCCUGUCAAUGUACAAGAAAUCAUUGAAGAUUAAAUUAAUGCAAGGCGAUGACAAUCAUCCAGAAAUUGCUAAUACCUAUUGCAAUAUUGGAAGUGUCUACUAUCAGCAAGGCAAAUUCGAUGAUGCUCUUUUAAUGUUCGACAAAUCACUACAGAUUGCAGUAGCACACCCUAAUGGCAAUCAUUCAAAUGCUGCAAUCUAUUCCAAUAUUGCAAGUAUCUAUUAUAAACAAGGCAAGCAUAAUGACGCUUUAUUAAUGUUUAACAAAUCACUCAAGAUUAAACUAGCACAACUUGGUGAUGAUCAUCCCGACAUUGCUAUAUCAUGUAGCAAUAUCGCAAGUGUCUAUGCUAAGCAAAGCAAAUACGAUGAUGCUCUAUCAAUGUUGAACAAAUCCCUCAAGAUUCAAUUAUCACAACUUGGUGGCAAUCAUCCUCGUAUUGCUUUUACAUAUAAAAGAAUUGGAGAUAUUUAUAGUGGUCAAGGCAAGUAUAAUGAUGCUCUAUCAAUGCUGAACAAAUCACUCAAGAUUCAACUAGCACAACAUGAUAGUAAUCGUCCCGAUCUUGCUAAUACGUAUGGCAGCAUUGGAACUGUCUAUCAAUACCAAGGCAAAUAUAAUGAUGCUCUAUUAAUGUAUAACAAAACACUCAAGAUUGAAUUAGCACGACUUGGCGACAAUCAUCCAAGCAUUGCUUCAACAUAUGCCAACAUUGCCACUGCUUAUUAUCGCCAAGGAAAGUCUGAAGAUGCUCUAUUACUAUAUAACAAAUCACUGAAGAUUCAAUUAACGCAAUCUAAUGACAAUCAUCCAAAUAUUGCAGUAACAUAUAACAACAUUGCAGCAAUCUAUGAGAGUCAACAUAAGCAUACAGAUGCUCUAUCAAUGUUAAAAAAAUCACUAAAGAUUUAUCUAACAAAAUUUGGUAACAAUCACCCAACUACUGCUUUAAUAUAUAUCAACAUUGGAAGUCUCUAUAUUGAACAAAGCAAAUACGAUGAUGCUCGAUUUAUGUAUAGCAAGUCAUUGCAAGUCCUUUUGGCAACACUAGGUGAGAAUCAUCUUCAUACAGCCAAAUGCUAUGAAAAACUAGCUCAAGUUGAUCAUCGACAGUCUAAUUAUCAUCAAGCAAUUUCACUCUAUCGAAAGUCCAUCGAUUCCCUACACAACGUCUAUGAAGAAAAUCACCCUCAAAUCCUCCAUGUUGCCAAACAAAUUGCUGAAUGUAAUAAUCAACUACACGAAAAUGAGAAAGGAACUGUUACAUCAGAAACAGCCAAAGUUAUUCAUCAGCCCUUACAAGAACAUGUAGUCAAUCAAACAGUAGUUCAUGAUUCCACAACAUCACCAGAUAAAGAAAAUAGCCAAGAAAGUCAAACGGGAAUAAAAGAUAACACACAGCGCCAUAAUUUGAAAUACCAAGGACAGCACUCGAGGCAAAGUAAUAAUCAAGUAGAAUUUGAACAAAAUGACAAGAAAGCUGGAGAUAACUCGACUAAUGUGGAUAUCAACAAAGAAAAAGAGGCAAUAGAAAUUUUUAACGAUGGUAGUCUCAAGAUUGAAAACACGGAUUUGAAAAGUGAAAAUUCCACAUAUACUGAAGCUAUCAAUGAUAAAGAAUACAUUAAAGCUUAUAAUGAAGCGCUGCAAGAUGGACAAUGUCGUAAUGAUUUUACUAAAAUUAUCUUUGCCGGUCCUGAAAGUGUGGGUAAAACGACUAUUAUGAACGUAUUUACAAAUCAAGGAAUAAUUAUUAGCGUAAGCCAAACUGAGAUUAUCGACGACACCGGAAGAUAUGUUAAUCUUAUUGUAUACAAUAUCUUAGACAAGAAGAUUUAUCACUUUCAGAUAGUAUUGUAUAGGAAAGUGUUAGCAGCUAUACAAAAAUUCAAGACAAAACUGAAUAUUGUACCUAAUAUCAACCCAGAUAUCCAAGUUAGUAAAGUAGAUCGUCAAAUACAGACGAUAGAAACAGACACAUUUAUUAGCACUGAUAAAAUAAAGUCGGUAAUUAGCGAUAAUCGACCUAUGGCUAUCGAUACUCUUGUAUCUACUGUCUCAAUAACACAAAAAAUCCACAAAAUCUUAAUGUACGAAGAUUUUAUGCGAUCUAUAAUCGAUAUGAAAGGCGAAAUAGUAGAUGACGAUAAUCAAUAUGGUAAAUUAGUCGAUUUCGGAGGUCAAGCUGUCUAUCAUGUUACGCAUCGUCCAUUUCUAUCUGGAAAUAGUAUCUAUAUUUUAGUUUUUAAUAUUACUCGUGAUUUCGAUGACUUUGUUAUUGAUAGAGAAGGAAACCCAACUAAUAUGACUUAUCGAUAUGCUAUGCAAGAAUGGCUUACAUCGAUUAUUGGUAGCCAUGAUGGCGAUGAGACUGUCCAAGUAGAAAUUGAUGGUAAAUUGCAACAAUAUUCUUUACCAGUUGUCAUCUUAGUAGCAUCUCAUGGCGAUCGAAUACAAGAUUGUCAAGAGCGUCAACGUAGAUUUAAGACGUUUGAGAAUUCUAUUAUUGCAACAAUGCCUAUCUAUAAAUCUAAUAUAUGCUUUUCAGACAUCAUAUUUCAUUGCGAUCCCGAUGAUAAAUCUUCAGCGGCUAUCGAGCAACGUCGACAGACUACGUUACAGUUACAUGAAUUAAUAAAGCGAAUCGUGUCUAGUUUACCUUUUAUGAAAAAAUCGAUUCCGAUUCGAUGGUAUAUUAUGGCAUCUAUAUUGCAUACAUCAGUUAAUGACAUAAGCAGACAAGCCGCAUCAACAACACAGUUUAAUCGUAUUAUUAAUAGAAUUCAUAAUAUUAUGACAUUGGAAGAAGUAAAGCAGUUAGCUAUAGAUUGCGAGUUAUAUGAAAACGAUGAGAAAUUGCGUAGUAUGUUAUUAUACUUACAUGAUAUAGGCGAUAUUGUAUAUUGUCGUAAAAAAGGCGUAGAAGAAAUGAUUGUAACUAAUCUCGAUUGGCUACUCAAUAUAUUUCGAUCGAUUAUUAAACUCGAUAAACGCGAAUAUAAGAGUGCUAAUGUAAGAGAAUCUUAUAAUCAAGCUUAUCAGACUGGAAAAAUAUCUGAAGCGUACAUUGAUAAUAUUGUAGUAGAUUUCGAAUUGAAAAAGAAAGAGAAAGAUUUCGUGUUACAAUUAAUGGAUAGUUAUAAUAUUAUCUGUAAAAUUGAGGAUCAACAUGAUAGUCUUGAUAACAAAGAAUGUCACCAGCAAUAUUUUAUACCUUAUCUACUUAAUUCAUCUGUUGGUACGUUAGAUCUAACAGAUUAUCGUGUAUCAGAUUGGCUAUACAUUGGAUACGACGAAAAAGUUAUACCGUAUAUUCCUGACGGUAUAUUUUAUUGCCUUUUAUCGGCUUGUUUAAAAGUGUGGAAUAACUCAAGAGUAAAAGUUUAUUAUCGAUGUGCUAAAUACUACAUACCUGAUUAUCAAUGUCAGAUUGUUGUUAAGAAAGAAGAAUCUCGUAUUAGCUUACUCUAUUGCUAUCAGAAAUAUCCGAAAGAAAUUGCGUCUAGGAUUGAGAAUAAUAUCGGUAGUUGGAUUAGUAAGAUACAACCACAUAUAAUAAUUAGAGAUAAACUAAACGAGACAAUUAAUGAAAGAAUGCCAAAGUUUAAAUCAGCACAAAGCAGAUUUUAUGUUAGAUGUAAUGAAUGUAGUAAGAUGACAGAAAUAGUGGAUAGUUAUUUCGCGGAUAGUGUAGAUAUUAUUCGUUGUGUUUUAUGUGAGAAAUUUUUUAAAUCGAAGCCUACACGUGACUGGAUGCUUCUUAGAAAGGAAAGAUUAACAAAUACAUACGCUGACAAGGUAACAAAACUGUCCUAUAAUUAUUUCGCAGAAAGACCAGAUAUCAAUCGCUUUGGAAAACGUAAAGGAUCGUGUAAAUCAGAAUUGACACAUGAUCGAAAUGCUGAUAAAAAGAAAAGAAUGGCAAGUAGAAAAGACUCCAAGUAUCACUUCUUCCAAAUUGCAAAUAGAAUCGGUCUCGAUUGGACGAGAUUAGCUGCAAGAUUAGAUCGAUCUAUUGAUGUUGAUGUUAUCAAAGAACAAGAUAAUAGAAUUUUCGACCGAGCUAUGAAAUUUUUGGAUACUUGGUAUGACAGAAAUUUUCCAAAUGUUAAUGUUGAUCAACUUAAGGCAGCUUUAGAACGAAUAGGUCGAAAUGAUAUUGUUUUGGCUAUUAGUUCUACUUAG